CCUCCCAGCCCAAACCAGCUGGACCAGCUCUCCCGGUGUCUGCCCCGCAGCCCCCCCCCCUCCCUCCAGCCAAGUCACAGCCUCCAGGGCACCUUCAGACAAGCAGGUGGUGGGUCCUGAAGCCGGAGACAGGACGUGGGCUUCUGGGCAGAGAUGGCCCUGCAGAGCCAGAUGUGGUCUCCAGCCACUCCCAUGCCGAUGGCCGAGAGCUCCCUCUACCGGCAGCGGCUAGAGGUCAUCGCCCGGCGGCUGCAGGAGGAGAUCCGCUCGGCGCGCCGGGAGCUGGAGGAGGAGAAGCUCCGCGUGGAGCGGCUCAAGAGGAAGUCUCUCCGGGAGCGUUGGCUAAUGGAUGGGGCGGCUGAGGGGCCAGAGCGGCCGGAGGAGCCCACCUCUCGGGACCCGCAGUCUCCCGAGGGCCAGGCGCAGGCCCGCAUUCGCCACCUGGAAGACAGCCUGCUCACGCUCCAGUCCCAGCUGCAGCUGCUGCAAAGCGCGUCUACAGGUGCCCAGCACAAGCCCUCGGGCAGGCCCACCUGGCGCAGACAGGGGCACCGUCCUCUCUCCCUGCCCACCGUGGAGGCAAGUCCUGCAGGCUACACUGAUCUGAACAAGAGAACCUCCCUGCCAGCUGGGCCCCUGGGCACAUCCCCAGAGUCCCCCUCUGAGUCCAGAGACGAGGCUGCUGGGGUUCUGCCAGCCCUGAGGCCGGCGCUCGGGGCAGCAGGGGGCUCCUCGGAAGCCAAUGGCCCCUGCCCUGGACCCAGCCCCCCACCGGAGCAGGAGCCCAGGCAGGAGGUGGCGGCUUCCCAGGGAGGGGCAGUGGUGAAGGUGGUGUGGGAGGGUCUGGGGGUCACGGAGGACUGUGCCACGGGGGCCACAGGCCCGGAGCUGGAGGCUAAGGUGGAGGCGAUGGUGCUGGAGGCCAUCACGGACAGGCAGGAAGCCCGCUGCCCCCAGCUGCCGUCCUGGGUGAAGGAGGACCGGGGCGUCGUGGAGGUGGUCUGGGAAGGGGUGGGGGGCACGCGGGGCGGUGACUCGGAGGCCCCGGGGGAGGCGGGCAGGGGCCCGGAGUCUGCGAGGCUCCAGGAGGGCCUAGAGGAAGAAGGCAUUCCCAGGGGCAGCCCCGACGGCGACGGGCAGGGGGGCUCAGGAGGAGAGGAGGGCUCCUUCAUCUGGGUGGAGAGAGUGACCCUCAGCGAGGAGUGGGAGGAGCUGGUGGUGGAGGGGUCGGGAGGGUCACAGGCUUCGGUGGGGGAGGGAGGAGCUGCGAGUCCCCGGCGGGCGGGGCGGGGGCGAGGGGAGGGGCCCUGGAAGGUGGAGAGGAGCCGGGCUGAGGCCUCCGUGGGCGCAAGUGAGCAAAAGGCAGGCGCAGAGGCGGAAGGGGCGGAGAUGCCUCCGGUGGGAGAGAGGAGAGGAAGACGGGGGUCCUCGGAGCCGGAGAGGAGAGGAGGUGAGAAGCUGGGCACAGACGGGGAAGGAGGUGGGGAACCACUGUCGGCAGAAAGAGAGGAAGGUGAGGGGCCUUUGAGGGCAGAGGGGGAAAGUGGUGAGGAAAAGCUAGGGGCAGAGCAGGAAGUUGAGGAGCCCUUGGGAGUAGAGCACAAAGGAGAUGAGGAAAGCCUAGAGGCGACCGGAGCCCCGCUGGUGACUGAGAGAAGAGGAAGUGAGGGAUCUCUGAAGGCAGAGAGAACGGGAGGUGAGGAGCCUUUGCAGGCAGAGAAGAUGCAAGGGGUCAAGGAGGAUCUGAGUCCAGAAGAGCAGAGCGAGCCCGGGGGAGGAAAGGAAGGUCAGGUGGACGAGGUGAGUGAGGCAGGCGCUUCCCUGGGGGCCGAGGAGGAAGGACGGUGGCCCCCAGAGAAGCAGGAAGGCUCCCUGGAGGAGGAAGCAGUGAGGCCCCAAACCCCUGUGGAGGGCCCAAGCCCCUCCGGGGACGCCGCCCCGCUCCUGGUAGAGACCCCAGCUCCGGAGCAGCCCGCCGAGUGCCAGCCCCUGCUUCAGGUGGAGGGGCCCAGGGCCAACCCCCGCGCCCACCCCGUGCCCACCUACGCGCCCACCCGGCGGUCCGAGCCACCUGCCCCUCCUGAGGGCGAGGAGGCAGGCGGCCCAAAGCAGAAGACGUGCCAGUGCUGUGCGGUGAUGUGAGCCGCCUCCCCGCCCAGCGCCUCUCUCAGCUACCUCGGCCUCGGCAGCCAGCGGAGGGCCCCGGGGGCAGACAGGGCACCACGGA
Ceratotherium simum simum (southern white rhinoceros) is the source of this 2227-nucleotide messenger RNA. The record is from RefSeq and is a predicted model, not a curated record. Lineage: Eukaryota; Metazoa; Chordata; Mammalia; Perissodactyla; Rhinocerotidae.